CUUUUUGAAGAUUUCUAGUCCGGAGCUCGUGAUUCCAAAUCCGUUUCCGGCUCGCGCCCCAUGGGAGGCGAACCCGGUGGCGGCGCCGACGCGGCCCCGCGGGCGGCGGAGGAGGCGAUGACGGUGGUGGUGGACGAGGAGACACGGGCGGCGCUGCUGCGGAAAAUAACGGUGGAGGGGGGUUUCGCGUACGUGAGCUCGGCGGAGCUGGCGGCCGGCGGGGACCUCCGGGCGGCGGAAGCGGCAAAGGAGAUGGCGUGGGAGCAGCUCCACUCCGGGCCUUGGCACGAGGUCGUCCCUGCAUGGCGGGACGCGUACGCCAUGGCUUGCCUCCAGGUGGCGGAGCUCCGGGCCGGCGCCGGCGAUCGCCGGGAGGCCCUCCGGGCGCUCGACAUGGGGCUGAUCAUGGGCGGCUCGCUCCUCCGCUGCGACCUCCACGCCGCGGUGGAGAGAAUCAUGGCGAGGAUGGGCGAAGGGGAGGUUGAUGGAUCCGACGGUGGGGAUUCUGUGGAGAGGUGGAAGGAGGAGUUCUCCAAGAACUGGAACUUGACAGAGGUGCUUCGAGUUCUGCCAAGCAGAUCAUUAUCCUGCAAAAUAAUCGAGAAACGGUCAUCCCUUUCUUUGGAGACAUUUGUACGUGAUUAUUUUUUACGUGAUUCUCCGGUUAUAAUCAGUGGCUACAUUGAUCAUUGGCCUGCAAGGACAAAAUGGAAAGACCUUGAGUAUUUGAAAAGGAUUGCAGGAGAUCGAACUAUCCCUGUUGAGGUUGGAAAGAACUAUCUCUGCUCUGAGUGGAAGCAAGAGCUAAUCACCUUCUCUCAGUUUCUUGAGAGGAUCUGGUCUGCUGACAGUCCUGCCAACCUGACAUACCUAGCUCAGCAUCCCUUAUUCGAUCAGAUACAAGAGCUGCACAAUGACAUAAUGAUUCCAGACUACUGUUUUGCUGGUGGCGGGGAACUCCAGUCUCUAAAUGCUUGGUUUGGUCCACUUGGAACAGUGACACCACUGCACCAUGAUCCACACCAUAAUCUUUUUGCACAGGUUGUUGGCAGAAAGUACAUAAGACUCUAUCCAGAUUCGGUUUCGGAGGACUUGUACCCUCAUAGUGAGUCCAUGCUGAGCAAUUCCAGCCAGUUUGAACUCGGCACUAUUCUGAGGACUAUCUUUCGAAGAUUUUUUCCCCAUCAAACAUUACUUAUGAUGUGCAGACUGCUCUCAUCUCUUUGUAGACCUUGACAACAUUGACGUGAAAGAGUUUCCUAAGGUAGAAGAUCUGGACUUCAUGGAUUGUAUCUUAGAGGAAGGUGAUAUGCUUUACAUUCCACCCAAGUGGUGGCAUUACGUGAGGUCGCUUUCCCCGAGCUUCUCUGUUAGUUUUUGGUGGAGUGCUACAGGGCCAUCAAAGGGUUUACAGUAGUAGUCCUAUAAUUUUCCAUGCCGUUUGUCUUAUGGGUAUUGGACAUCCAAUGAAAGAAAUUUAAAACGUCAUUCUACCCACUAUUUGCGAUCCAUCAUCACAGGAAAUGUCAUGUUCUCUUGUACAUGGUUGUUUUUGUCUACUGAUCAAAGAAAAUAUACCAUAGCAAACUUUCUCGUAAUCAAA
Phoenix dactylifera (date palm) is the source of this 1603-nucleotide messenger RNA. RefSeq names its product 2-oxoglutarate (2OG) and Fe(II)-dependent oxygenase superfamily protein (gene JMJD5). Lineage: Eukaryota; Viridiplantae; Streptophyta; Magnoliopsida; Arecales; Arecaceae. The record is from RefSeq and is a predicted model, not a curated record.